Cylicocyclus nassatus is the source of this 210-nucleotide messenger RNA. The record is from the annotation of a GenBank genome assembly. Lineage: Eukaryota; Metazoa; Nematoda; Chromadorea; Rhabditida; Strongylidae.
AUGCGAUGCGUGGUACUUCUUCAUCUUAAAUAUUGGUCGCAUCGCAUUCAAGGUGAUGUGGUGAAACAGCAGUUUUUGGCAAGCAAUCUUGAAUUAAGGUUUCACUUUUAUUGCUCUAUCAAACACACUGCGCAAUUUUGCAACGUUUCAAGUGGGACUGCGACGACGUAUAGCGUAGCACUGGGAUUAGGCCAAAAUUUAGCAAAAUGA